Triticum aestivum (bread wheat) is the source of this 1151-nucleotide messenger RNA. Its product is annotated as putative HVA22-like protein g. The transcript has 5 exons. The coding region runs from base 182 to 781 and encodes 199 amino acids. Gene Ontology annotation, molecular function: cysteine-type deubiquitinase activity. Lineage: Eukaryota; Viridiplantae; Streptophyta; Magnoliopsida; Poales; Poaceae. Gene Ontology annotation, biological process: protein deubiquitination. The record is from RefSeq and is a predicted model, not a curated record.
UCCCACCCACCACACUCUGCCUCUCUUAUCCCUAAAAAAACUCUCUCGCCAGUCCACCCCACCCCGACUCCUCUCCCCACGAUCUCCUUGCCGCCGCCACCACCCUCCAGCUCCCAGCAACUAGUUUCACUUCCAACCCCUCAACCAACCAUCCUCUCGAUCGUAGCUCUCCGCGGCGGCGAUGGCGGUGGAUCUGACCCCGAGGCAGCCGGCCAAGGCGUACGGCGGCGAGGGCGGUGCCUACUACGAGUGGAGCCCGGCCGAGCUGCCCAUGCUCGGCGUCGCCUCCAUCGGCGCCGCCAAGCUCGCGCUCGCCGCCGGCGGCAUGUCGCUCCCCAGCUACUUCGAAUCGGCCAAGGUCGCAUACGUCCUCCAGCGUGUCCCUAAAACAAAUGGAGAAAUUCCUUCUUUUGAUGAAGCCUUUUCAGAUCAUCGAAGACUUCUCGACAAGUUGGUGUUGUAUGGCCUGGUUGAGCUCACGGUUAACGGAGACGACAAUUGUCAGUUUUGGGCAUUGUCUGAUCAAUUUUACCGAACUCCUGAACACCGUAGAUUUGUGCGACAACAGGUGGUCAAUCAGGGUUUUGGUGGCGAUGCCGACGGUCGUCGAGAGGUUCAUGGACUGGGCGGUGUUGUGGAUGCCGAUGUACGGAGAGGCGAAGCUGCUGCUUGCCAUCUACCUCUGGCACCCCAGCACACGGGGUGCGGGGCACGUGUACGAUGGCUUCCUCCGUCCGCUGGUGGCGUGGCACGAGGACGACAUCGACCGGGGCCUGCUUGACCUAAGGGCUAGGGCGAGGGACGUGACGGCGUCACAACUCAAGGCGGCGACUGCCAUCGGUCAAGUGUGGCUCAUCGAGGCUGCUCGCUGUGUUUCGUCGCAGCUGCAGGCCGCGAGAUCAGGUCGGGAAGGCGCCGCGCAUUGACGAGUGAGCCAAUUUUCGGAUUGGACCAUAACAACGUGUUUCGGUCUCCGACGUCUAGAAGUAGUGGUAAAGUUUUGAAUUUGCAUGGCAAGAACCACUUACGUAGGUAGCUGACACGCACGACAGUGUGUUUACACUCUUACUUAUGUAAAAGAUAUGAAUUAUACAUGAGUUGCCUCCACAAUGAGGAAUUGCGAUAGUAGAUAUGGCAAUUAUGUGAUAGAA